Messenger RNA from Chelmon rostratus (copperband butterflyfish), 2918 nucleotides. Its product is annotated as intercellular adhesion molecule 3-like. The coding region runs from base 184 to 1302 and encodes 372 amino acids. NCBI's taxonomy places the organism in Eukaryota, Metazoa, Chordata, Actinopteri, Chaetodontiformes, Chaetodontidae. Gene Ontology annotation, biological process: cell-cell adhesion. Gene Ontology annotation, cellular component: membrane. The transcript is spliced from 7 exons. The record is from RefSeq and is a predicted model, not a curated record. Gene Ontology annotation, molecular function: integrin binding.
CAGACAGAACGCACACACACCCACACACUCCCAUAAAAACCUGAAAUACCCUGUGUUUUCUCAGAAGUCACGAACCGUGCCACUGCCAGCAUCACACGGCCAGCUUCUGGUGUUGUUGUUGUUGUUGAGGGAGACGUCUUAUCAUCGGCAGCCAAUAUUUUAAGCCGGGGACGCUGAAGAAGGAUGUAUGCAUCUGAGCAGCCAAUCACGCUUUUGCUGUUUUGCCUGUUCGGCUCAGCUACCUCAUCCCCCGUUUCCAUUUACACACCUUCUCCACCUCUCGCAUCGCAAAUUUCACCUCCCUCUCCCUCUUCAACAAUCCUCCCAUCUCUACCCUCUCCUUCUCUCAGUGUCCCACCCUUCAUGCCUCCCCUCGUCAGCAGCUCUGGAGAGUCAGCAGAAAAGGUCGGCUGCCCUCUGAGGCUGUCACCCUCCACUCUGGUGGUCAGGUUUGGACAUCCAGCCACAGCUAACUGCUCUGUACAAAGGAUGGGUUUCUCUCUUCUCGGCUGGGAAGUCUCAUUGGCGGCUCCUGAACCCACGAUGGAUCGUUUUCUCAUCUGGACUGUGGACAGGAUGAGCGAGUGGAGCAUCAAGCCUAUGUGCUAUGCACUGUCUGAACAGGGAGGGCAGUGCCACAUUAACCUCCCUCUAAUAGUCUACAAGCCUCCAGAUAAUGUUUCCAUCAGCUUUGUUAACCACACCGGGCCGAUGUUUGAGGGUGGUCAGUACACUCUGCAGUGUACAGUACAGGAUGUCGCUCCUGUUCAAAACCUCAUUGUGACCUUCUACAGAGGACAGACAGCACUGGGUCAACAGCAGUCCAAGAAUAACACAGAGAAGAAGAAACCAGUAACUGAGAUCUUCACUUUAAAUAUCACCCCCAGUAAAGAAGAUGAUGGAGCCCAGUACUGGUGUGAAGCCAAGCUAGAACUGGGACCUGAAGGACCUCGGCUUCCUCCAGUGGUGAUGUCUCCAAAACUCACAGCCACAGUCCACUUUGGUCCACAGCUCGUCUGUCCAACAAAACUGCGGGUGAGGGAGGGAGAGAGCCUCAGCUGUGAGGUGAGAGGAAACCCUCAACCAUUGGUCACCUGGUUUAGAGAUGGGCAGGUGGUUGCCCUGCCCACUCACUCAAGCAGAAAGCAUUCUGGGAAAUAUACAGUUUUGGCGAAAGGGCUUCUUGAACAGAAAAACUUUACGGUGGAGGUGGAGGUCCUUGACGGCAGCGGAACCACAAACAGCUGUAACAGACAUGUCCUGAUGGCUCUCCUGCUUAUUCAGACGAUUUACUGUCUGUAAAACCUCCUUAACAACCCAACAUGAUCUUCUGCUGUGAGGAUGAACUGCUCCUGCUCUGAGAAGCGUCCGUCAGGGAUGACUCUACUCACUGCUUUGUGCCGCUCUUCGUUUGUUGAAAUGGAUCUGUGUCCUUUUGCACAUCAUUUAACGCUCCAAAUAAAAAACAAAAACAAAAAACACAAUGGGGUCUAAUUAGAGGCGGAUGAAGUUCUUUCAGAGAGCUUCUGCCCAGGUACAUUUAAUGUUUUAAACUGAAGUCUCCAUGUAAAUCUAAAGCUGCUCCAGAAAGAAAUUCACAUUUUAAUUUUGUGCAAUGUAGCAAUCGACAUUCAUGCUGUCAGAGUGUGGCAUCUACGCUUUUAACACUGCAAAGCACCAGAUCUUUCACCAGGGUUAUGUCCUGUCUGCUGUACAUGAAAAUGCUGAACUAGCCGUACGUUCUCGGCUUUAGACUUGAAUGCAUACAAAUACAAAAUAAGGCCACAAUAAACAGAAUUGCAGGUGAUUCAUUGAUGCAAUUGAAAAUGUGUAAAAGAGGCAAACAAUUUGAUUUGAAGUGUUGAAACACUCUACGACUAACUGCUACGGGUUUGACCAAGUCUUUAAAUGUUCUGCUUGAAAAUCCAGCCAGGCCACUUUGACCAUACGUCCCUUUUCAACAACAAUUUGAAAUAAAAAAUUAAAAGUUAAAGGGUAAGAUUUGCAUUAGCUACUGCUCCUCAUAUUAAGACAUUUAAGAAAAAAAACACCAGCUACAUAACAUGGAAGCUCUUUACUAUUUAUUAAUUCAAAGCAAAUCAUUUAAAUUUCAAACAAAGCCUUUCAAAUACAAUCCUUUGAGUAGCAGCAGCAGGUUUUUACCAGAAAAUGUCAGUUCACAUCUCUGCUUUUUGGUAAAAGUGCCAAUUAGUAUUACUGCCAUCAGUUUCCUCAUCUCAUGCUCAACACAAGUCUUAAAGAACAAAAAUAAUAUGCCAACACACCUUCAGCUGAGAAGCACACAGAGCUUGUGGGUGUAGACAAAAAGUCAGAUUAAUAGUAUCUUAUUUAUUUUGCGAGAAUCCAACACAUGUCCAGUCUGUCUCCAAGGAAACUGAUCCCAUUUAAAGGGAAGAGCCGGAUGCACGAUUUUCGAUCCACUUGACAAAAUAUCUGGGUCAUCAGCACUAAAGCAAGUUAUUACAAUCUUCAAGGUAUCUUGCAGCACUUGACAUUCACCAAAUGUGAAUUAUAUUCUUUUGAAAGCUGAAAUAAAAUAAACUACAAAAACACAAAUAAACCCAAUGCAACUCAACAAAAUCUUUUUUUGAAGAUGUUGUCCCUGGAAUUGGAAGUCUAACAAAAUAUUGAUUCAAGCAUUAUUGAUUAGCGUUUCCUCACCACAUCUCAUGGUCAUCAUUAGCAGGAGUUUGAAAGACGUGUUAUUUAACAGGCAGGGAAGCCACAAAAAAAAAAGACACCAUUUGUUGCAUUUUGGGAAGUGUAUAUUAUUGCUUGAUUCACAGUAGGGACCAAAAGUCAGGAAGUUUUCAUUUUGCUAAUUAUUUUUAUUUAUUUAUUUAUUUAUUUAUGUGUGGGUCAUCCACCUUUAUAUGAGUGGAAUACUAAAGUUCUAA